AUGAAGGACUUCUACCUAUAUGAGAACAUCUCAAAGGUCAGCCCUUUUGAGGGCCCACAGUAUCAUAUUGCUCCAAAAUGGGCAUUUUAUAUGCAAGCAGCAUUCAUGGGCUUUGUGUUUUUUGCUGGGACACCCCUCAACGCCACCGUCCUGCUCGUCACUGCAAAAUACAAGAAACUGCGGCAGCCUCUGAACUACAUCCUGGUCAACAUCUCCGUCGCUGGUUUCAUCUUUGAUGUGUUCUCUGUCAGCCAAGUGUUUAUUACCAGCCUAAGAGGAUAUUACUUUCUUGGUCACACCAUGUGUGCACUGGAAUCUUCAAUGGGAACAGUAGCAGGCUUGGUAACAGCAUGGUCGCUUGCUGUCCUGGCAUUUGAGAGAUAUAUCGUCAUCUGCAAACCCAUCGGGAAUUUCAAAUUUGGUUCGGGACAUGCCCUUGGUGGAGUGGCCUUCACCUGGUUUAUGGGGAUUGGAUGUGCGUUACCACCAUUCUUCGGCUGGAGCAGAUACAUCCCUGAGGGCUUGGGCUGCUCUUGUGGACCUGACUGGUACAUGCCCAACACAGAAUAUAACUCGGAGAGCUACACAGCUUUCCUCAUGGUUACGUGUUUCAUCGCCCCCCUCACCUGCAUCAUCUUCUCUUACUCACAACUUUUGUCUGCCUUGAGAGCUGUGGCAGCGCAGCAGGCUGAGUCAGCAUCCACACAGAAGGCAGAGAAGGAGGUGUUCAGAAUGAUCCUCAUCAUGACGACAUCCUAUAUCAUCUGCUGGACGCCCUAUGCAGCUGCUGCUUUGUACUACACCUUAGACCAUGAAUCAGAGAAGGAUUACCGUCUGGUCACCAUUCCUGCUCUUUUCUCCAAGAGUGCCACUGUUUACAAUCCAUUGAUCUACUGCUUCAUGAACAAACAGUUCAAUGCAUGCAUUAUGGAGACCGUGUUUGGAAAGAAGAUUGAGGAAUCCUCAGAGGUGUCCAAAACCGAGGUAUCCUCUGUGUCUUAA
Messenger RNA from Sardina pilchardus (European sardine), 1002 nucleotides. RefSeq names its product ultraviolet-sensitive opsin-like. Gene Ontology annotation, biological process: cellular response to light stimulus; phototransduction; visual perception. The transcript has 5 exons. NCBI's taxonomy places the organism in Eukaryota, Metazoa, Chordata, Actinopteri, Clupeiformes, Clupeidae. The record is from RefSeq and is a predicted model, not a curated record. Gene Ontology annotation, molecular function: G protein-coupled photoreceptor activity. Gene Ontology annotation, cellular component: plasma membrane; photoreceptor outer segment. Bases 1 to 1002 code for a protein of 333 amino acids.